GCUGUUGCUAUGCGACGCUGCUGCAAACAAUCUACACACAUAAACUGCUAGCUAAGGCACGAAUGAACCAGCUAUAUUCAGAGUUACACAUUCAGAGGUUUUACCCAUUUUUCAGCAUUUUUUCGUCCACAUUCAUCAUUCAACAAUCCAGGGAGCCACUGGAGACGGGCUAAAGAGGCUUGUGGCCCCGCAUGUGGCUCCGGAGCCGCAGGUUGCAGACCCCUGGUUUAGGGUAACGUUACUGAUGUUCAGGUUGUUUCCAUGCAUCUUCCAGACACAAUGUACUGUUCCCAGCAAAUCAACAUCCCUCCCGAGCUGCCAGACAUCCUCAAGCAGUUCACUAAGGCAGCCAUCCGUACACAGCCCAAGGAUUUGCUGCUGUGGUCUUCGGCAUACUUCAAUGCGCUGUCUAAAGGAGAGAUUCUGCCUGUCAAAGAUAGGCUAGAGAUGAAUGUCGCCACCCAGAAGACAGACACUGGGCUGACUCCAGGUCUACUUAAGACUCUCCACAAACAGCUGUCCCACAGGCAAACAUGCAACAAGGAGGAACUGCAGAAGAAAUGGAAGGGUCUGUGUCUACCCAUGGAGCAGCUGGAGACCCUGCUGUCGCUGGGCAGCUUUGGCUCAGACAUCGACUGGAUGGAGUUCUUCGCUCUGGGCUGCAGUGCACUGGGAGGGGGUCUCUUGCAUUCUCUGAAGUAUGCCUGUGAGAUCCUGACAGAGGAUGAUGAGGGCGGUGCUGCGAGGAUCCCGUUCGACAUCUUUGUCAAACUCUACACCUACCUGGCUCACCUGGACGGGGACCUGUCACAGGAUUACGUUGACAAGUUUCUCAGCAGCCUGCAGGAACAAGUCAACAAGCAGAACGGCAUGAUUCAGGUUUCCAACUUCUCCAUCAGCAGGCAGGGAGGGAAGGAGAGAUGGAAAGCCAUAGACAACAGGAAGCAAGUGAUAGAAGUGACAAAAUGACAGUGUUCAAUUAAUAAAUGGGCAUGCUAAUGCUCGUUCAAGCACA
This is a messenger RNA of Sebastes umbrosus (honeycomb rockfish), 1015 nucleotides long. It is a transcript of the gene ropn1l, whose product is annotated as rhophilin associated tail protein 1-like. NCBI's taxonomy places the organism in Eukaryota, Metazoa, Chordata, Actinopteri, Perciformes, Sebastidae. The transcript is spliced from 7 exons. The coding region runs from base 262 to 969 and encodes 235 amino acids. The record is from RefSeq and is a predicted model, not a curated record.